AGGCAGAGGACCCCCGCAGCGAGUGCUGCGUCUGCCUGCGACGAACUUCGCGGCGGACGCGCUGCGGCCACCCCCUCUGCUCGCGGUGCGUGCCGCGGCUGCGCCGGCUGGAGUGCCCCUACUGCCGCCAGGAGAGCUGCCCAGCCUGCCCGAGGCGGCGCUCGCCACGCCCUCGAGGAGCAGCGGCCGCAGCAGCGGCGGCGGCGGCGGCGAGGCGAGCGAGGCCCGCCCCGAGGGCGCCGCUGCGGAGGAGAGCCUGUGGGACUGCGACACCCUGGAGGGCCUCCACGAGGCGGCUCUCUCGCUGGGCGUCGGGGGCGCCCGCCGGUCCCCGAUGGCGCUGCGGACGCUUGCGGCCGUGGUCACGAGGCGCAGCUGCCGGCUCCUGCGGCACGGGCUCGGCUCCGUCGCCCUGGGGCUGGCGGCGGUGCCUUUCUUGGCCGGGCUGAGGGUGGAGGGCCUGCUGGACCCCCUGCGGGACGUGCAGCUCGCCGCGGUGGACGCCGUGCUCCACCUGUGCGAGGCCGACGACACAUCCGCCGCGCGCCUGCCCUCGCCGGCGAGAGCUCGCUCGGCACCGGGCGCGCGGCCAAGAUCGGCGGCGGCGGGGGGCCUCUCCGCGCGCGCCGAGGCGCCGGGGCUCGGCCUCGGGCGCCUCCCGCGCUGGGAGGCGCCGCCGCGGGCAGCCUCGGGCAGCGCGGAGGCCGGGCUGCAGCACUGGGCGCAGUGCACGGAGCUGUACGCCGCGCUGGCGCAGGCCGGCCUCCUCGCCGAGGAGGACGCGGCCGCCCUUGCCGGCUUCUUGGAGGUCGAGCUGCGGGCCCGGCUGCGGGGCUGCUCCGCCGAGCAGCUGGGCGGGUGCGCCGAGGCCCUCGCGCGUGGCGCCGCCCGCCUCUGCCGCGGCCCCGCCGCACAGGGAGGC
Messenger RNA from Prorocentrum cordatum, 922 nucleotides. Lineage: Eukaryota; Dinophyceae; Prorocentrales; Prorocentraceae. The record is from the annotation of a GenBank genome assembly.